Molecule: messenger RNA, 1275 nt
Organism: Diversispora eburnea
Lineage: Eukaryota; Fungi; Glomeromycota; Glomeromycetes; Diversisporales; Diversisporaceae
Source: the annotation of a GenBank genome assembly
AUGGUAAAUGAACAACAUAUCGCAAUUGUACCUGAAUUUACUCUAAUAUCCGGACACACUUUACAUAAAGUUCCAGUGGCUUACAAAACAUGGGGAAGUCUUAAUCAUAAUAAGGAUAAUGUCAUGGUUAUAUGUCAUGCUCUUAGUGGUAGUGCGGAUGUUGCAGAUUGGUGGGGACCAUUAAUUGGAAAAGGAAGAGCUUUUGAUCCAACUAAAUUUUUCAUUUUUUGUGGAAAUACGCUUGGAUCACCUUAUGGAUCAGCAUCACCGAUUACUAUUAAUCCUGAUACCGGAUUAAUUUAUGGUCCAGAAUUUCCUUUGACAACUCCUCGGGAUGAUGUUAGGCUUCAUAAAAUUAUCUUGGAUAAUAUGGGUAUUAAACAAGUUGCAAUAUGCAUUGGAGGAUCUAUGGGUGGAAUGCAAGUAUUAGAGUGGGCAUUUUUUGGUCAGGAAUAUGUUAAAACAAUCGCACCAAUUGCUACAUCGGCAAGAUUUUCUGCUUGGGGUAUAAGUUGGAACGAAGCUCAAAGACAAUCUAUUUACUGUGAUAAUAAAUAUUGUAAUGGAUUUUAUACAGAUGAUGAGACACCUGAUACAGGUCUCGCCGCAGCACGUAUGUCGGCGCUUCUAACCUAUCGUUCACGAGAUUCUUUCGAAUCACGAUUUGGUCGUAAACUUCAGGAUCCAAAAAAAUUAUCAGACGUUAAUAAUAAUAAUCAUUUUAAAGUUUUAACACCAGCGGAAACAGCAUUACUUAUUCAUAAUGAAGGACAUAAAAAAUGGGCAUUAAAUAAUAAUAGACACUUAACAGCUGCAGUACCUCACACAUUCUCAGCUCAAUCUUAUCUUCGAUAUCAAGGUGAUAAAUUCGUCAAAAGAUUUGAUGCAAAUUGUUAUAUCAGUUUAACUCGUAAGAUGGAUUCUCAUGACAUAUCAAAAGGUAGAAAAGGUGAUAUAGUGGAUAUAUUAAGAAGUAUUAAACAACCAACUUGUGUAUUUGGAAUUGAAUCAGAUGGACUUUUCACAAUUUCAGAACAAUAUGAAUUAGCUGAACAUAUUCCAAAUUCUAAAAUGAUUACUAUACAUUCACCAGAUGGACAUGAUGGAUUUCUUUUGGAAUUUGAUCAAAUUAAUCGACACCUUUUAAAAUUUAUUCGUAAACAAUUAUCUGAUAUUAUUAUUAGUGAAGAAAUCAUAAAUAUUGAAACAACAUUCCAAGUAACCAAAGAUAGUGUAUUUGGUGAAGCGGAAGUUGAUGAUGUGAUGAAAUGGUAA